Molecule: messenger RNA, 2550 nt
Organism: Salmo salar (Atlantic salmon)
Lineage: Eukaryota; Metazoa; Chordata; Actinopteri; Salmoniformes; Salmonidae
Product: 60 kDa heat shock protein, mitochondrial
Biological process (GO): protein refolding
Molecular function (GO): ATP-dependent protein folding chaperone; ATP binding
Source: RefSeq, a predicted model, not a curated record
UUUUCCUAUGCAUGUUUAGGGGUGGACCGGUAAAUUGCCCGGAUGCUAAAGGCAACGUGCAUUGUUGCCUGUCUCUGUUGCACAACUGCUGUACCAUUCUUUUCCACGUUAUACCAUCUUGUCUCCUUCAGACGAGCAAAUCGUGUCAUCAUUAAACAACAAAGAUGUUGCGUCUACCCACAGUGAUGAGGCAGAUGAGGCCAGUCAGCAGGGCCCUGGCCCCUCACCUCACCCGGGCUUACGCCAAGGACGUCAAGUUUGGAGCCGAUGCUCGGACCAUGAUGCUGAAGGGAGUGGAUCUGCUGGCUGAUGCUGUCGCCGUCACCAUGGGACCCAAGGGUCGCACAGUCAUCAUCGAGCAGAGCUGGGGCAGCCCCAAGGUGACCAAGGACGGUGUCACUGUAGCCAAGGCCAUCGACCUGAAGUGCAAGUACCAGAACAUUGGUGCCAAGCUGGUCCAGGACGUGGCCAACAACACGAACGAGGAAGCGGGAGAUGGCACCACCACUGCCACCGUGCUGGCCAGAGCCAUCGCCAAGGAGGGCUUUGACAGCAUCAGUAAAGGAGCUAACCCUGUGGAGAUCCGCCGUGGCGUCAUGCUGGCUGUGGAGACCGUCAUCAACGAGCUGAAGAGGAUGUCCAAGCCAGUCACCACCCCUGAGGAGAUUGCCCAGGUGGCCACCAUCUCUGCUAAUGGAGACGUGGAGAUCGGCGCCAUCAUCUCCAACGCCAUGAAGAAAGUGGGCCGCAAGGGAGUCAUCACUGUCAAGGAUGGCAAAACCCUUUAUGAUGAGCUUGAGAUCAUUGAGGGGCUGAAGUUCGACCGCGGAUACAUCUCCCCUUACUUCAUCAACACAGCCAAAGGCCAGAAGUGUGAGUUCCAGGAUGCCUAUGUGUUGCUGAGUGAGAAGAAGAUCUCUUCUGUCCAGAGCAUCGUCCCUGCCCUGGAAUUGGCCAACCAGCACCGCAAACCUCUAGUCAUCGUGGCCGAGGAUGUUGACGGAGAGGCCCUCAGCACCCUGGUCCUCAACAGGCUGAAGGUGGGACUGCAAGUGGUGGCAGUCAAGGCCCCAGGCUUUGGAGACAACAGGAAGGCCCAGCUGCAUGACAUGGCCGUUGCCACCGGGGGCACUGUAUUUGGUGAUGAAGCGGUGGGCAUUGCCCUGGAGGACAUCCAGGCCCAUGACUUUGGUAAGGUUGGCGAGGUGUCUGUCACCAAGGAUGACACCAUGCUGCUGAAGGGGAAGGGAGACACUGCGGCCAUCGAGAAGCGCCAGGCAGAGAUCGUUGAGCAGCUGGAGAACACCACUAGCGACUACGAGAAGGAGAAGCUCAACGAGAGGCUGGCCAAGCUGUCUGACGGAGUGGCUGUGCUCAAGGUAGGAGGAACGAGUGAUGUGGAGGUGAACGAGAAGAAGGAUCGUGUGACAGACGCCCUGAAUGCCACCAGGGCCGCUGUGGAGGAGGGCAUCGUGCCCGGAGGUGGCUGUGCCCUGCUGCGCUCCAUCCCUGCCCUGGAUGCCCUCGUGCCCAUUAACACUGACCAGAAGAUUGGAAUUGACAUCAUCAGACGAGCCCUGCGUGUGCCAGCCAUGACCAUUGCGAAGAACGCUGGUGUGGAGGGCUCUCUAGUGGUGGAGAAGAUCCUUCAGGCCGCGGGGGAGAUAGGAUACGAUGCCAUGGAGGGAGAGUACGUCAACAUGGUAGAGAAGGGCAUCAUCGACCCCACCAAGGUGGUAAGAACGGCACUGAUGGACGCUGCAGGUGUUGCUUCUCUGCUCUCCACCGCAGAGUGUGUGGUCACAGAACUGCCCAAGGAUGAAAAGGAGGCUGGCAUGCCAGGUGGCAUGGGUGGUAUGGGGGGUGGCAUGGGAGGUGGCAUGUUCUAAGGCUCACCUCAAAGUGCUGUUUAGACUUAAUGGCAGCAUGAGGCUAGGGGGCAAAUUAUCCCUCCAACCCCAGACCUGCCUAAACAGACUGGCCAUAAGUUUGUUGGUGCUGCAAAUGGAUGAACCCUACUACUUCUGCUGAUUGUCCACCCUCUGUAAGACCGGACCAGCCUCGCCCAGCCUUACUCCGUCCCUCUACCCACACCUGACUGAGGCUCUGACCGACUCCAAUCUGCACCGAUGAUUCCCCCCCCCCACACAGUUUACCUCACAAACAUGGCAGUCUCAUCAUCCAUCCUCAACAUGCAAAAUAGUCAUAAAUAUAAUGCAGAAUAUUCACUGUCAAUUAUGAAAGAUGCUCACCAGUGAGAAUAAUGCAAUGCUGUUCUUGAUAAGUUGUCAUUUGAUAUCAAAUGGAAGUAAUGAAGCCUGUUUGUGUGCACUACAGAAGUUCAAAAGAGAAGACUGACCUAAAAUGGUCAAACACAGUAUAGAUGUAACACAAUAUUGAUUUACAGAAGGGGGGGGGGUUGGGUUGCAGGAACAACACUUAUUUUUUUGUAACCUUUUUGUUAAUUUCAGUUUUCCAGGUUCAUCCACAAUGUUGGGAGGAACCAUAACUGAGAGGGGUUAAGUUAAUUAAAAAACAAUUAUUGCUGAG